This is a messenger RNA of Dictyostelium purpureum, 957 nucleotides long. RefSeq lists its product as uncharacterized. Bases 64 to 918 code for a protein of 284 amino acids. The record is from RefSeq and is a predicted model, not a curated record. The transcript has a single exon. Lineage: Eukaryota; Evosea; Eumycetozoa; Dictyosteliales; Dictyosteliaceae.
AAAAUCAACUAUAGCAAAUAUCCAAACCGAAGUGUUAGUUUCUUUUUGGAGGCACUCACCGAUAUGAACUAUUUAAAAACAAAGCAAAUAUUUGACCAGUUUUCAGUAGAACCGGAUAUUUUUUUAGAGAUACUCGAUGACAGCAAAUUCGUUUUCAACAGAGAAUACGAUUUAAACACAUUUUGCUUUAAAGGUAUUUCAUGUAACGAACCAAUUCAAUUGCUUUACCAUAUACUCAACAAACCAAGACACUAUAAUAAUACCUUUAACAACACCGUAUAUCUGCUCCAUCGUAUCAUACUUCAAACUUCAGAUGUUACAAUCAAAAAGGUUUCAGAAAUUAAUUUCCUCUUGGAUCGUUACUCAAUGAAUCAAAGCGGUUUCCAUGAUUUCUUAACUACAUUCCUCCAUUUACACAUCAAAUCACCAAGACUAUCAAAAUAUAUUAUGACAAAAAUGAAUUUCUUUAAGGUUACACCAAGCUUUUAUAAAUAUUUAGAAAAUCAAUUUAGAGAACUCAAUGCUUGUAUAUCAUACGAUGACCCAGAGCAAAUGGCCUGUAUCAAGUUUUUCAGAAACUAUGUCAACGAUCAACACUUCCCAAUAAAGAAGAUAUUAAACUCAGAUGUUCAACAAUUGUUCUUUGCUCUCCAUGAUAGAUUAACGGUUCGAUAUAUUAUUGACCACCGAAAAACUAGAGAGGAAGAAGAGCUAAUUUACCACAAUGAUUUGGAAUAUCUAGUUGAUGUAUACGAUGUAGAUUCUCUCAAGAUCCUAUUAGUCCGAUACAAUUUUACCGAUGUCACAAAUAAAUCUUUAAAUACAAAAAUUAAAUCAAUUAUCGAUUUUAAUUUUUUAAAAAAUAUUAAAGAUGAAAAGUAUGAAAAUUUAAAAAAGAAAAAGAAACAAACAAAAUAAACUAAUUUAUAUAAUUAUAUAAAUUAUUGUUGUAGUAAU